This is a messenger RNA of Fundulus heteroclitus (mummichog), 5214 nucleotides long. RefSeq names its product phospholipase D1a (gene pld1a). NCBI's taxonomy places the organism in Eukaryota, Metazoa, Chordata, Actinopteri, Cyprinodontiformes, Fundulidae. The transcript is spliced from 26 exons. Bases 212 to 3376 code for a protein of 1054 amino acids. The record is from RefSeq and is a predicted model, not a curated record. Gene Ontology annotation, molecular function: phosphatidylinositol binding; D-type glycerophospholipase activity. Gene Ontology annotation, biological process: intracellular signal transduction; phosphatidic acid biosynthetic process; regulation of microvillus assembly.
ACUGAGUUGCAGAAAAGAGAGAACAGAGAAUUUGUCUGCUGCUGCUGUACAGCUCACGGUCGACUCAGGCAGGCGGGCGGCGUGUUGGAGUGAGAUUUAGUUUUGCCGUCCAUUCAGAGGAUCUAGCUGGCUGGAUCACACAGACCAACAUGUGGGCUGUGUGUCCACAGAAGAAGCAGGUACGCCCUGCUCUGGGGUCUGACUGCUAAGCAUGCUCGGCAAGGCUCAGCCAACUACCAGCAACCUCAAUCUGGUGAACUCUGAAGUUUCUGAAACCACACCAGCUUCGGACACACAUGACGGUAUCAACAUGGCCGACCUUGUGGAAAGUCUGGAUGCCAGAGAGUUGGACCUCGAGGAGGGAGAGGAGCUUGACUAUGAUGGGAACUACCUGGGGGACUGCCGUAUACCAUUUUCAGCAGUAUAUGAAACAGUGGGCUUUAGGGAGGCUAAUGCACGGGUCUACCUACCCACAUUGCCCAUUACUGCAAAGAUCCUAGAGGUGGAACGGUUCACCACAGCACAGGACCGCUUCAACCUGUCGCACCACAGGAGUGUCAACAAGUCUCUGCCAGCCGUAUUUAAGAUCGAGAUGAAACACGGAGAGUUUACCUGGCUCGUCAAGAGGAAGGAGAAACAUUUCCUAGAGCUGCACAGAGAGCUGAGGACAUACAAAACGCUGAUCAGAAUACCGCUGCCGUCACGCAGCCACACUGUAAGGAGGAAGACGGUGAGGAAGAGCGAGGUGCAGGAGAUGCCCUCCUUGCCGCGGGGAGCAGGAGACGAGCUGGUCCGGGAUGAGCAGGUCUCCAGCAGGAGAAGACAGUUAGAGGACUACAUAAACACACUUCUGAAGAUGGCCAUGUAUCGGAAAUAUCAUCAUACUAUGGAGUUCAUUGAUGUAAGCCAGCUGUCUUUCAUCCAUGACCUGGGGCCCAAAGGACUGGAAGGGAUGAUCUACAAGCGUUCUGGUGGACAUCGCAUCCCAGGAAUGAACUGCUGUGGUCAGGGUCAAGCCUGCUAUCGCUGGUCGAAACGCUGGCUGGUGGUCAAGGACUCGUUCUUGCUGUACAUGAAGCCAGACUCGGGGGCAAUCUCCUUCGUCAUGCUGGUGGACAAAGAGUUCAGCAUCAAGAUGGACUCCAAAGACACCGAGACCAGACACGGCGUCCGCAUAGAUAGCCUUUCCAGGACGCUCGUGUUUAAGUGCAGCAGCUACAGACAUGCACGCUGGUGGGGUCAGAGCAUUGAGUUCUUCGUGAGAAGUCACGGGAAGGCUUUCCUCCGAGAGCACCGCUUUGGAUCGUUCGCACAGGAACAGGAAAACGUCCCUGCCAAAUGGUAUGUGAAUGGAAAGACGUACAUGGAGGAUGUGGCCGACGCUUUGGAAGAGGCUAAAGAAGAAAUCUUUAUCACAGACUGGUGGCUGAGUCCAGAGAUCUUCCUGAAGAGACCUGUUGUGGAGGGCAACAGGUGGAGGCUGGACUGUACCCUCAAACGCAAAGCACAACAGGGAGUACGGAUCUUUGUGAUGCUGUAUAAGGAGGUGGAGCUUGCGCUGGGCAUCAACUCGGGCUACAGCAAACGGACGCUCAUGCACCUGCACCCAAACAUCAAGGUUAUGCGGCAUCCUGACCACGUCUCUUCCUCCGUGUACCUGUGGGCCCAUCAUGAGAAGAUUGUGGUUAUCGACCAAUCGGUGGCCUUUGUGGGCGGCAUCGACCUGGCGUAUGGUCGAUGGGAUGACAAAGAGCAUCGACUGACAGAUGUGGGCAGUGUGACACGCUCUGUGGCUCUUGAGCAGGCCGGCUCCAACAGCUCUCCCUACGAUAAGGGAGCGUCUUCUGUUGAUGGCGUCUCGCAGAGGAACGGGCGAGGGUCGCUGCCCGCUGAGUCGGUGGAGUUGCCCAAGCUGAAGGGUGUCGGCCGCAGCAGGAUGGUUCGCUUCAGCCUGUACAGACACCUGCAAAAACACACUCUGCAGCACGUGGACAGUGUCAGCAGCGUGGAUAGCGCAGAUAGCGGUUCUGUCAAAAGCCUGAAAACCGAUGUCGGAGAGUUGCAGGGAAACACCCGUUUUUGGCACGGGAAAGACUACUGCAACUUUGUUUACAAGGACUGGAUCCAGCUGGAGAAACCUUUUGAUGACUUUAUCGACAGGUACACCACUCCCAGAAUGCCUUGGCAUGACAUCGCCUCAGUGGUUCAUGGGAGAGGCGCCCGGGAUGUGGCGAGGCACUUUAUCCAGCGGUGGAACUUUACCAAAAUCAUGAAGCCAAAGUACCGCUCUCUGUCUUACCCUUUCCUGCUGCCAAAGUCUCACUCCACCGCUGAUGAGCUCAAAUACCAAGUUCCUGGAUCUGUUAAUGCUAAAGUUCAGGUGUUGCGAUCAGCAGCAGACUGGUCAGCGGGCAUAAAAUAUCAUGAGGAGUCCAUCCAUAAUGCCUACGUCCAGGUCAUCGCCAAGAGCAAGCACUACAUCUACAUUGAGAAUCAGUUUUUCAUCAGCUGUGCGGACAACCGAACGGUCUACAACAAGAUCGGAGAUGCUAUCAUCGAGAGGAUCAUCAGGGCACACAAGGAGGGUAAGAAGUACCGGGUGUACGUGGUCACGCCUCUGCUUCCUGGCUUUGAGGGCGACAUCACUACAGGGGGAGGGAAUGCCAUCCAGGCUGUGAUGCACUUCAACUACAGAACAAUGAUCAGAGGAGAACAUUCCAUCAUCUCGCAGUUGAAAAAGGAGAUGGACGACCAGUGGAUGAACUACAUCUCCUUCGCUGGUUUGCGGACUCACACCGAGCUGGAGGGGCGCCUCGUCACGGAGCUCAUCUACGUCCACAGCAAGAUGCUCAUCGCCGAUGACAACACGGUCAUCAUCGGUUCUGCAAACAUCAAUGACCGAAGCAUGCUGGGGAAGCGUGACAGCGAAGUGGCAGUGAUUUUUGAGGACUCUGAAAAAGUGGCCUCAGUGAUGGAUGGGCAGGACUAUGAAGCUGGGCCCUUCGCACUUGAGCUACGCCUUGAAUGUUUCAGGACAAUCCUGGGAGGCCACACGGACACGAGCAUCGACCUGUCCGACCCCAUCAGCGAUCGCUUCUACAAGGACGUGUGGAUGACCACGUCUGGCCGGAAUGCAACCAUUUACGAGAAGGUCUUCCGUUGUCUUCCCUCGUCCCUGGUGAGAAACAUGUCCGAGUUGGAGCAGUUCCAGUCCAAGCCAGGGUUGGCCCAGACCGACAAGGCCCGCGCUCAGGAGGAACUACGCAAGAUCCGAGGCUUUCUGGUCCAGUUUCCCCUGGACUUCUUGUCCGAGCAAAACCUGAUGCCUUCCGUUGGGACAAAGGAGGCCAUGGUCCCAACCGAGAUCUGGACAUAAGGAACAAUGACCGAUACUGGACCCGCACGAUAGGACUUGUGAUCAUACAUCAUCCAGAUAUGAGAGUCAGAUUUCCCGUCUUCUUUUGGUGCCAUUUGACAACCAGACAAAGACAAAUGCCUCCUAUCUGUAGAAAGCUAACACUACACUUUAUAAAAAGGACUGCAAGCCAAGUGAACCUUGUGGAUGCACAGUAUGAAGAACAAAGGGACUAUAUUCGUAGCGCGAUUGGUUUUGGGAAACAUCUCUGACUUCAUGAGGCCACGAAAACAUGAUGAUGCCAGCAAAUACUCAGCUCCCUGUUGAUGAUACCACAAAGGCACCGAGGAUGGUGACACAUGUGAGCCACUGAGUUUGUGAGGUGUUAGUGCUAUAUGUGCCAUGUUGGAUCUCAAAGCUUAGCAGCAAAGUCUGCAUCUGUACAACUUUUAACUUGAUUUUCUAAAGUUUUAGGACAUGGAGUCUCCUCUUAAACCACUUUUUUUUCCGAAGAGAAAUCCAACAUACGCUUGCCAUUGUGUCUCAACGAAGGAUGAUUAGCUUACUAACAAAUCAGGUUAAAUGUGCGCAUCUGCCAUUGCUGCAUCUACGGUUUACAAAGCUGAUCCAAAAUAAGAGACUUUUCAGGGGCGUUUGUUCCUCGUAGAUGACGUGUUGGAGACAGGUCUGUAUCUAGAGUUACUUUUCGCGCAUCUGUAUCUUUUUCAUUUUAAUUUAUAAGUUUAGAAUAAUGGGAUCAAAGUAAGAUUGAAAUGGGUCAGACAAUCAGGCUGUCAAAUUUAAAGGAAUCAUUUUCCUUUUGCUCAGCAGGUGGUGCUAGCCUCUUAAAAUACAGCGUUCAUGCCAGCAACUGAGAUGCUUUCUCUUUUCUUUUUUUUGCUGUUUUCCCAGUCUGGGUGCAGUACAAUUUGAAACUGUUUAAAAUAUUUACUGUCGACUGUUCGAAAUGACCUUUGAAGUGACAAUAUCAUGGAAACGUCAGAUUUCCUCAUUCCAAGAAGCAUGCAGGUGACGGGACAGAAACCGGCUUCUCCAGAAUGUGCAGUUUUAUGACUCAUUCGUGGACGGGCGCACAUGCAGGCUGAUUUAUCCGCUUUUGAAAUAUUGGUCACACCAUCUUGUUUUUGAACGCGAUCUUCCCCCUAAAUGUGAAACUAGAGCGCGGCAUCUCGAAGCGAGUCGUGGCUUAUUCUAAAUAUAGGACCGCAGGAGUUGUUUGACUGAAGAUCUUUGAUGUGGGAGAGAAAUGAGAGACGGACAGAGCUAUCAGCUAUGAAAAAAGAAAAGAAAAUCCUAAACUGACCCAUUUUUUUUCUUGGGAUGCCGCACCUUAACGCUGUUUUUGUCACACCCAGCGUUUGAAUCAACCGGCUUGGUUUGAAAGCAGCAGGGUGCGGGACAUUUCACGGGAUCUUGUGAAUAAAUCCCUUCUUCUCAAACGGGACCAAGAGAUGUUCAUUUAGAAGAAUUUGCUCGGAAAUAUUAGGCUUGUAUGUUUCUACGCGGUUCACCCUUGCCGUGUUUGUCAGUGCAUUAUUUAUGAAUUAUGAAGCCUUUAACACUUUUGUUUUUAUUAAUAUUGUGGUUAUAUUGAUGGUUGUUUAUUUGUAAUUUAACUUUCACUGUCGUUCAGCUGUCUAACUCUUUGCUCUUUGUACAAUAUGAAGUUGUUUUUCACCCUUCAAUUUAAAACAGUAUAUGGCUAACAAGAAUGAUGAUGUAUUGGGCUUUUGCCCCACCCCCUCCCCCAAAGGAAAUUAUGCAUUUUAACGUCAUGAUCUUUGCACCCAACAGAGUCUAUUGUUGUGAUUAUGUUCACAAUAAAAAUGUCAUUUUUA